Myxocyprinus asiaticus (Chinese sucker) is the source of this 4642-nucleotide messenger RNA. RefSeq names its product sphingosine-1-phosphate phosphatase 2-like. Gene Ontology annotation, molecular function: sphingosine-1-phosphate phosphatase activity. NCBI's taxonomy places the organism in Eukaryota, Metazoa, Chordata, Actinopteri, Cypriniformes, Catostomidae. The record is from RefSeq and is a predicted model, not a curated record. Gene Ontology annotation, biological process: phospholipid dephosphorylation; sphingosine metabolic process. Gene Ontology annotation, cellular component: endoplasmic reticulum membrane. The transcript is spliced from 5 exons. The coding region runs from base 48 to 1307 and encodes 419 amino acids.
UGUGCGUGCGGAAACGCGCGGAACCAGAGCUCAAAUUAGGUGCGGCCAUGUGGGGGGUCAUCGCGUACCUGCACAGCCCCGAUCUGGUGGCCGCUUUCCAGCGGUUUUGUGGCCUGGUACCGAAAGAGACCUGCUCUUAUGUCACUCAAAACGGACUCGUAAACGCGAAUGGUUCCGGUGAGGACGGUUUGGUCAAGAUUCACCGGCGCAAAGCGCAGCAGGUGGCGAACGGGACGUUACGCGCACAGGAGGACAGUAACUCCAACUAUAAAUGCACCAGUUCACAAUAUGACAACAAAGUCGGAAAGCAUCCUGGGUGUCAUUAUGAGGUGAAGAACUGGCUUUUGUACUUGCUGUUUGUGUCAUCAUCCACUCUGGGACAUGAAGUCUUUUACAUCAGCUGCCUGCCCUGCAUUCACUGGAACCUCGACCCGUUCCUGUGCAGACGCCUCGUCAACAUGUGGGCUGUGGUGAUGUAUAUUGGGCAGGUCAUGAAGGAUAUUUUAAAGCUGCCUCGUCCUUCAGCUCCCCCUGUCGUCAAAUUGGAGACGCGCGUGGAUGCAGAGUAUGGAUUGCCAUCCACACACGCCAUGGCAGCAACAGCCAUCUCAUUUACACUGCUUUUCAGUGCUCAGGAGAGAGUGAAGUUCCACUUUGAACUGGGAUUGAUUGUGGCCGUGGUUCUGUCUACGCUGGUGUGUCUGAGUCGUCUUUAUACCGGCAUGCACUCUGCUCUGGAUGUGAUCUGUGGAGUUCUAAUUUCAGCCUUCAUCAUGGCUGUAUCGUACCCUUACUGGGGAACCUUUGACUACUUGCAGUUGCACAGCCCGUUCUCUCCCGCAGUGGCGUUGGUACUGCCCCUCUUCCUGUGUUACGGAUACCCUGAGCUGGACCAUUACAGCACCACACGGGGGGACACCACCAUUAUUUUAGGAUGUGCGGCAGGCAGCUCAGUCGGUUACUGGGUGAAUGAGAGAUUGGGCCUGACCUUCGAUCUAUCCGGGCCCCUUCCAGUGAACCUGCCACCUCUGACCCCUGUGGCCUUCAGGCUCUGUGUUGCACGGUUCCUGGUUGGGGUGGGAUUUCUGGUACUGACCCGACAGACAGUGCGAUGGGUGAGCCUGCGGGUGUUCUGCUGGGUUUACGGAGCAUCUGUGAGUGACACAGAAGCUCGCCGGAGGAAAGAGAUCGAAGUGCCGUACAAGUUUUGCACGUACACGGCCAUCGGACUGGUCAAUAGUAUCAUUGUAAACCGAGUGUUUGUAAUGAUGGGACUGUGGGAUUUGGGAAAUGGGAUUUCUGUGUAAUUUUACUGAGACAGAAAUCAGCGUUAACAAACAUGGUACUCAAGGGAAUUCCACUCUGUAAACCUUUGGAGUGUUGUGCAGGAUUUGUUAAAUCUAGUACUGUAGGUUCAUCUUUAGUUUUGAAAUCAUUUUGAAAAUUGCAAAAUUGCUUCAAAAUUUUUCAUUUUGAAAAUUGAUUUUCCAUGUUUUCACUAAUUAUCAAUGUUGCAUAUGAAAUUUGCAUCUGUGGCGACAAAGAAUGAUUUGGACUCACCUCAGUUUGUAAAAACAAAUCGUGUUAAUAGAAAGGCACUUACGAUAGACGUCUAUGGGGAAACUGCUCUAAAAGUGUAACUGUCAAGGCUUUUUUGUUUUGUUAUUAUUUUUACCCGCAUAAUUAUUUUCACAUCCACAAUUGAGUUCAGGCUUUUCGUUUAAAAAAAAUGCUUUGAUUUUGUGAAACUUACGCCUCUCAUCCACACUAGAACACCAAAUGUUCUUUUUUCGCACCAAAUUAAUGUUAACACUCAUAUUGUUUGACUUGUGGCUAUACUUUUGAAACUGUGAGUAUUUUAACAUUUACAUUCCAUUGUAAGUGCCUCAGUGACUACGUUUACAUGGACACCAAAAAGCGGCUUAUUGCGAGAAAGCAGCAUUCCCGUUUUCAUGCACUGUAUAAACCCCAUACCCUUCACUCCCGUAUACAAGUGGCUUGGUCAGUAAGCAGCUUUCUCCACAGCAAUGAAAUUUACCCACGACCCUCGGAUGGUAUCCGAGGAAGAUUUUGCUAUUUUAUUCUCUGUUGCUUCGCUUUAUUUCCAGAUAUUCCAGAGGUGUUUCUGUAUUUGUUUUCUUAACUUUCCAUUGCGACCUGCAAUGAAUUGCGCUGCAAUACUGGGAUUUUCCUCUUACGUAAAACUCUGAGAUUGACCCUAUGUACGUUUGCAUAUACGCAAAUGUGAGGGACAGUUGGUAUUUUACAUUGGUAUGUAUAAAUGGAUGGCUUGGGAUCGAUGCCUUUUUCACGCAGGGCUGCUCAAUUCACAAUAGUCUUUGUCCAGACAUAUUUCUCAACACAGCUUUGGUAAAGUGUGAGCAGCAGGGUUAAUUAAAGGGGGUCGCACACUAGACGCAUCUGGUGGAUGACAUGGCACGUUCUAAUAUUCAAAACAAUUAUUUAUUUUCCACAAAGGUAUAAACACAACGCCAACGCUCAACGUCAUCAUUCUGAAGUGUCACGGAGCGCAAGUGGCAUAGUUUUCCAUUAAAUUCAACCCAAAUCAUUAUCAAAGGACAAAGAUUAUUUACUCUAGUACAACUGGAUGAUAUAUUGUGUAUAAGUGUCUUUCAUAGAGCCUACACAAUGUAUUUUCAGUAACAAGUAUGUAUUUUUGUGGUUUGACAGCUGGAAUGAAAGACCUAUUCAUGGCUACAUGCAGAGAAAUUGCAUAAUAAACAUUGUGCAGUUACACCAGUUUCACUAACCUGCAAACUCAUCAACGUCACUUUCUUUCUUUAAGAAGUACAAAAACAUUUGUAACUUUGGACUGCCAUCUGCACCGCUUCAGCUUGUCCUGUGUGUGUGUUUGUGUGUGAGCGUGACCAGCUUCAGUACAUUUUAUAUCGCCCUCUUGUGGUCUCCCAACACUAUUACGCCAGACUGUUAAACAGAGGCCAACUGAGUGAAUUGGAAAGCAUGACAAUUGGGCUUCUAAUUUAAAUGUCGGCUAAUUUUAAUAUAUCGGUGCCUCAAAAAUAUAUCAAUAAAAUAAUGUGCCGAUCAAUAUUUUAUGACAUUCCUAAUAAAUGGGUAUAGUUUAUAGUGCAUGUGCUUUUUCCAUUUGUUCUCAGAAUUUUUUGUAAUUCUUUCCGCUGUGUUGAUUCGUUGUUGGGCUCCGUCCUAUGACAUUUGUUAUCUGGUCUGUUCACGCACAUGCACACCCUUCAAACACCCCAUGGCCACAAUAAGCUGCGUUUUCAACCCUAGGUGUGUUAAACCGCUUCCUCUUAAUACCUUAAAUGGCAUAGGGAAAUCAGCAUUCUCAUUUACAUGAUGUUUCAGAACGCCACUUUCUGCAAAAGUGCAUGUAAACGUGGUCACUGUAACUGCAUUUUUUGCUUUUUUUUUUUUUUGAAGAAAACUCUCAAUUAUUUUCUUUUUUGUAAUAAUCAACAUUAUGCCAAAUGCUAUUGAUUGAUCUUAAUUUUUAUUGCACCCAGAAUAUCCAUUUAAACAUAAUCUGUGGCACGACAACCACGGAUUAAACCUGGUAUUGAAAAAGAGACUAAGUCUGAGGCUGACCUCUGUAUGUAUCUGGGAAACAGUUUUGCGAUCUGGACCUUCAACGUUAUAAUUGUCUAACAUACUUCAAUACCUCUAUUCUUUUUUAAAAAAAAAUGUAAUCCCCUUUUUCUCCCCAAUUUGGAAUGCCAAAAUCCCGCUACUUAAGUAGGUCCUCUUGGUGGGGUGGAUCACUCACCUCAAUCCGGGUGGUGGAGGACAAGUCUCAGUUGCCUCCGCUUCUGAGACCGUCAAUCCACGCAUCUUAUCACAUGGCUCGAUGUGCAUGACACCGCGGAGACUCGCAGCAUGUGGAGGCUCAUGCUACUCUCCGCGAUCCAUGCACAACUUACCAGGCACCCCAUUGAGAGCGAGAACCACUAAUUGCUACCACGAGGAGGUUACCCAAUGUGACUCUACCCUUCCUAGCAACCGAGGCCAAUUUAGUUGCUUAGGAGACCUGGCUGGAGUCACUCAGCAUGCCCUGGAUCGAACUCGCGAAUGCAGGGGUGGUAGUCAGUGUCAAUACUCGCCGAGCUACCCAAUACCUCUAUUCUUAAGUGCUACAACUGCCUUCUCUGUUAAUAUUUUUGUUUUUUACCAUGUGGUUUGAACUUUUAUAUUUAUUACAAACUACUAAAAAGCAGAUUUUGUACUUUGAGCUGCUCGGCACAAGAUUCAUAACUAGACACUGUGAAAGGAAUGAAUAAACAGUAAAAAUCAACCUUGAGAAAAAUGUCUUCUCCAUCUGUUUGUUUUAAAGUUUUACAAUGUUGAUUUGGAAAAGACUGUUUGUAGUAGAGGGCUUGAAAGGGUUUAACAGUCCUUUAUGACUCCUCAAUAUCUACAAACACUACAAAAACCACAAACACGCCUCUCAUGUACCCACAAACUCUCACACGUACAGUGUACACACAGACGAUCCUUUCGUACACAAAAAUUAAAGACUGAUUAUAAUAGUCUCUAAUAACUUUCUCACAUAAACAUGCAUGCAUACAAGUAGUCCGGCAAACACGCUCAAACACCAAAAAAUGUUAAACAAAUCUAAGCUAUCUUAGAUUAAAUCUUCUUUCAA